AUGACUUCAAGAGUUCGUAAUGCAUCAUCAUCGUCAUCGUUAGAAAUUCCAAAUUCGAUAAAUUAUGCGGACAAUUCAAUAAAAUUUCAAUUAAAAACGCAUGGUGUAAUUACCUUCACACAAUUAAUGUUAUCAACACUUUGUUUAUUUCAUUUUCCUCAACACAAACUAUUCGAAAAUUCCGUAGAAAGUUUAAAAACGACUAAUAUUUCAUUAUUUUUUAUUCAAUUUACAAUUGAAAUUAUUCGUUGGUUUGUUUAUUUGGAUAGUGAUGCUAAUAAUGUUGGUUAUGAAACCAAGAAAAAAUUUAAAAAUUUGUUUAAUGAUUUUAUAAAGAAAAAAGGAAAGAAUUUUUUUGUAGCAUUAUACUUAACAGCAUUCGCCGCUUUUGUAUUACAUCUCGUAUCUGUUUUAUUUGGAAUAUUUCCACCCGCGGUUGCAUUUAAUACCCAUGGUCCAUAUUGGUCAAGAGUAUUUUCUGAUUUCAAUCCCGAAACAAUUCCAGAGAAAAUGGUUUAUUAUUCAACUGUAGGGACAAUCAUAGGUGCUUGGGCUGGCGCUAUAGUUAUACCAUUAGAUUGGGAUAGGCCGUGGCAGGUGUGGCCUAUUUCUUGUGUUUUAAGUUCUUAUAUUGGACAUGUAGUUGGAAGUAUUUUAUCAUUAAUCGUAUGUUACUUUAAUCCUGAAAGCUCCGCGCUGCAAAAGAAGAGGGAAUGA
Molecule: messenger RNA, 717 nt
Organism: Funneliformis mosseae
Lineage: Eukaryota; Fungi; Glomeromycota; Glomeromycetes; Glomerales; Glomeraceae
Source: the annotation of a GenBank genome assembly